This is a messenger RNA of Ictalurus punctatus (channel catfish), 1361 nucleotides long. It is a transcript of the gene gemin8, whose product is annotated as gem (nuclear organelle) associated protein 8. Gene Ontology annotation, cellular component: SMN complex. Gene Ontology annotation, biological process: spliceosomal snRNP assembly. The transcript has 3 exons. The record is from RefSeq and is a predicted model, not a curated record. NCBI's taxonomy places the organism in Eukaryota, Metazoa, Chordata, Actinopteri, Siluriformes, Ictaluridae. The coding region runs from base 186 to 827 and encodes 213 amino acids.
UCCCAUAAUUCCAGCGUACCGGAAACACACAGGUUUACAGUGCUGAGAGAGCGAUAUAUUUACCUUAGGCGGGAAAAAAAAACAAAACAAAAACAAAACUUAUUGCGCCACGUUCCUCUUAUAAACACGUAUUUAUUUAUCUUCAGUUCCUCCUAGUUUACUAAGCAAAUAAACACACCGGCAUUAUGGACAGUCGGGAGGACACAGACGUGUGGUACACCCAUCCAGUCUACGCCCGUUACUGGCAGCAUUACCAGCAGGCUAUGAGCUGGUACCAGAGGCACCACUGGGCAUACAGCAAGGCCAUACAGGCUGCAUAUGACCCUGCUCUGUACCCUGUGUUUCCCACCUCCUCAUGUCGCUACGCUGACUGGCAGGAUGAAGAGACGGUGGACAGAAUCCCUACACAAACAAGGAGACAGAGGGAGGAAGAGGAAGACAACACGGAGCCUGAAGAAGAGUCUGAGAGCUCGGAGGAAAGUGAGCUUGAAUAUGACGUCAGCAAAAUGGACAUCACGGCCGAGCUGCGGCAAUACUUCGCUCAGACGGAGCGCCACAGAGAAGAACUGAAGAGGCAACAGCAGAUGGAAGCAGAGCGACAGGAAGCCUACGUACCAGCCGACCAGGACCUGCACCAUUCUUGGCGGCGGACUGCCGAAGCUCCAGCCGAGCGCCCGGGAGAGAGGAGGAGUGCGGAGAUGAAGCGGCUCUACGGAAAAGACGCGGCCAAGAUCCAGGGCAUGGAAACAGCCAUGCAACUCACCUUUGACCGCAACUGUGACCGCAAGCAGCCCAAAUACUGGCCUGUAAUACCAUUAAAGCUCUAAUAAUGCUCACUAGUUAGAAUGCAAACCACUUUUACAUAAACACAACAUGCUAAGGGGCUCAUCAAAAUGUUCUGCCUUAUUGUGUAAAUCCUUUUGUACUUAUAAUAGUCAGAUUUUUGGUCCCGUUAAAAAAAUUGUCUUUGUUGUUCCUGAUCUCUCACUUUGUUAAUCCUCCUCUUUUUUCCCACUGAUGGAACAGUUCUGUCCUGCUCAUUUUUUUCUUUUUUUUUAAAUUUCACACAUUGCUAUAGAUCACUCUUCUAUGUUUUUUUCCUCCUUCCUCCAAGACAAUGAAUAAUGUAGAUAUUAUAUACAUCGAGCCACAACUCCUUCCCCCCCCCACAGAGCUGAUUCCCACUAACUAGGUCUGAGCCACCCUAACAUUUCCAGUCCAUUCUGUCUGUGUCUCUUCUCCACAUUUCCUGUGCUUGGGAUGCUCUUUGGUGGUUUAUUUGGCAUGUUGUUAUUGUAUGAUAAAGCACUUUUUGUAUAUGUUUGGAUGGUGAGUUUUGUAAUAAAAUCCAUUGGAUUCUA